Molecule: messenger RNA, 2011 nt
Organism: Uranotaenia lowii
Lineage: Eukaryota; Metazoa; Arthropoda; Insecta; Diptera; Culicidae
Product: tubulin alpha-1A chain-like
Exons: 4
Coding region: 231-1580 (449 amino acids)
Biological process (GO): mitotic cell cycle; microtubule cytoskeleton organization
Cellular component (GO): cytoplasm; microtubule
Molecular function (GO): structural constituent of cytoskeleton; GTP binding
Source: RefSeq, a predicted model, not a curated record
CUUCACAUUUGUUGCCUUGCAGACAAAUCGGUGGACUCCUCUUCUAGUUCAAAGCUUGUGGUGGUGGUGUGUGGGUUAAUUUUUUCCGUUGCAAAAGUUCGGUUCUUCUGGAAAAAAGUUACAGUUGAAAAAAAAAAUACAAAAAUUGUGAAAAUUCGUGUGCCAGUGUACUAAAAAAGGCAAAAUAACAGUUUGUGAUUCAAUUUUGAAGUUAAGAAAACAAUUUUAAAAUGAGAGAAUGCAUCUCGGUUCACAUCGGCCAGGCUGGCGUCCAGAUCGGGAACGCCUGCUGGGAGCUGUACUGUCUGGAGCAUGGAAUCCAACCGGACGGCCAAAUGCCAUCGGACAAAACCAUCGGCGGAGGCGACGAUUCCUUCAACACCUUCUUCAGCGAAACUGGAUCCGGUAAACAUGUCCCACGAGCCGUCUUUGUCGAUCUGGAACCGACGGUGGUGGAUGAGGUCCGCACCGGAACCUACCGGCAGCUGUUCCAUCCGGAGCAACUGAUCACUGGUAAGGAGGACGCUGCCAACAAUUAUGCCCGCGGUCACUACACCAUCGGUAAGGAAAUCGUUGAUCUGGUGCUGGACCGCAUUCGCAAGCUGGCCGACCAGUGCACCGGCCUGCAGGGAUUCCUGGUGUUCCAUUCUUUUGGCGGCGGUACCGGAAGUGGCUUCACCUCGCUGCUGAUGGAGCGCCUCUCGGUCGACUACGGAAAGAAGUCCAAGCUGGAGUUUUCUAUCUACCCGGCACCGCAGGUAUCAACGGCCGUCGUUGAGCCGUACAACUCAAUCCUGACGACGCACACAACCUUGGAACAUUCGGAUUGCGCGUUUAUGGUCGACAACGAGGCCAUUUACGACAUUUGCCGCCGAAAUCUGGACAUCGAGCGGCCCACUUACACCAACCUGAAUCGGCUGAUCGGGCAGAUUGUGUCCUCGAUUACGGCGUCGUUGCGCUUCGAUGGGGCCCUGAAUGUCGAUUUGACCGAGUUCCAGACGAACUUGGUGCCCUACCCGCGCAUCCACUUUCCGCUGGCGACAUAUGCCCCGGUAAUUUCGGCUGAGAAGGCCUACCACGAGCAGCUGACGGUUGCGGAAAUCACCAAUGCCUGUUUCGAGCCGGCCAAUCAGAUGGUCAAGUGUGACCCCCGUCAUGGCAAGUACAUGGCCUGCUGUAUGCUGUAUAGGGGAGAUGUGGUGCCGAAGGAUGUCAAUGCUGCGAUUGCGACGAUUAAAACGAAGCGGUCGAUUCAGUUCGUCGAUUGGUGUCCCACUGGAUUCAAGGUUGGCAUCAACUAUCAACCGCCGACCGUUGUUCCGGGUGGAGAUUUGGCCAAGGUUCAGCGGGCAGUUUGCAUGUUGUCCAACACCACGGCCAUUGCCGAAGCAUGGGCCCGUCUGGAUCACAAGUUUGACCUGAUGUAUGCCAAGAGGGCCUUUGUCCAUUGGUACGUUGGCGAGGGUAUGGAGGAGGGUGAGUUCUCCGAGGCUCGUGAAGAUUUGGCCGCCCUCGAGAAGGACUACGAGGAGGUCGGUGUCGAUUCGACGGAGGAAGUUGGCGAGGGUGACGAGUACUAAGUGGCAGCGCAGCUAUACGAUUGUCCAUGAAAAACGUUCACAAAAAAAGCACUACUAAGUUCCUCUCGCUUGUUUAAAAAAAAAUCAAUCAUAACAGCAAAAGACAAAAAGGAUGCUCGGCAGAGUUGAUUCAGAUUUCAGAUUGUGGUGUGAAAAAUGUAAAAAAUCAUCAACCAUGCACCCGGCAGCCAUAGACUAAUGCGAAGCAUGAUUUCAUCAACAGUCAACACUAAAUAUCGAAACUAUCGAAACCUGCGAGCAACAUUUUGCAAAAAAAACUGCCUUUCUCUACAGAAACAAACACACAUCUACGACACUCUAAAAUCGAGUAUUGAUUUUACACUAAUCUUACCAAAACAAUCUUUGUAUUAUGAACUUAUUUAUUUUAUGAAAAAGAAAAGAAAAAGUGCACAAACUGGUCAUUAGUAAAC